Molecule: messenger RNA, 1942 nt
Organism: Zonotrichia leucophrys gambelii
Lineage: Eukaryota; Metazoa; Chordata; Aves; Passeriformes; Passerellidae
Gene: SAT1
Product: spermidine/spermine N1-acetyltransferase 1
Exons: 6
Coding region: 229-744 (171 amino acids)
Molecular function (GO): spermidine binding; diamine N-acetyltransferase activity
Source: RefSeq, a predicted model, not a curated record
GUCUUUAAAUUCGGCGGCCGAAGCCGGCAGCCGUAAUCUCCGAGUCGGGGAAGCAGCGGUAGCGAACCGGGACCGCCAGCAGCCGAACGCCGCCGGGACAUGCUCGCAGCCUGACUGACCGCAGGUGGCCGCCGCGCCCGGGACACGAAUGAAGAAACAGCUGCUCCUCCUGUUCACACACCGGGGACUCGUCAGCCGAGGGGGCCGCAGGGGGAAGCGUCGCCGAAAAUGGCCUCGUUCAGCAUCCGCGCCGCGCGUCCCGAGGACUGUCCCGAGCUGCUGCGACUGAUCAAGGAACUGGCGAAAUAUGAGGACAUGGAGGACCAGGUCGUGCUAACUGAGAAAGAGCUGCUUGAGGAUGGUUUUGGCGAGCACCCUUUCUACCACUGUCUGGUUGCAGAAGUACCUAAAGACCAGUGGUCGUCUGAAGAAACAUGCGUUGUGGGCUUUGCCAUGUAUUACUUCACUUAUGAUCCAUGGAUUGGAAAACUGCUGUACCUUGAAGAUUUUUAUGUGAUGGCUGAGUACAGAGGACUUGGUAUUGGGUCAGAAAUUCUGAAGAACUUGAGUCAGGUGGCUGUGAAGUGCCGCUGCAGCAGCAUGCACUUCCUCGUGGCCGAGUGGAAUGAGCCCUCCAUCAGGUUCUACAAGAGAAGGGGCGCCUCAGAUCUGUCCACUGAGGAGGGCUGGAGGCUCUUCAAGAUUGACAAGAAGUAUCUCUUGAAGAUGGCAGCAGAAGAGUGAGAGAUUAUUCAUUCCAGCGAAUAAAUGUUUUCUGCGAAUAUAUGUGCUCUCUGAAUAAACUUCUUGCUUCUGUGUAUGUACAGUUUGUAGUGGAAUAAAGUAGUGUGGAUGCUAAUAAUGACAGUGCAGGUGUGGUUAUAGAGCAGUGGUACUGUGAUCUGGAGCUGAGGCAUCUGUGAAGUUCAGUAUGGGUUUGUGUGCAUCCUUUACCAGUGUGGCCUUGUAAUCCCUGUAUAUGGAGACUUCAUUCUUGUAAGUGUCAUUCAAAUGUGUACAAUGUACACACUGGUAGGGUUUGUUUUAAUUAUUGCCUUUUAUAAAAAUAAAAUAGUGUUUUCACUUCAUGGCAGUAGUUUUGACUUCAAUUCUCAUAUAAAGUUUUCCAUCAAAAAACAUGCAGGUUAACAAAAGACUGGAUUGGUGUCAGCCUUCUCACAAGUGAAAUGAUUUACCAUGGUCCCAGUGGGAUAAAAGGGCACUUGUGUGCCUGUGGGACCUGACUGUUUGAAAGGGUUUGAGAUCAGCCCGUGGUGGUGCAGGGCAUCCUGCCUUGUGACCUAUACUUUUAGGUACAUGAGGUUGCUGCUCUGUGGGCAGCUGCCCCAGAAAGUCCAGAGCUUGGGCCUUCCACUUACAUGCAGAGCACCUCAGCUGGAAGGGCAAAGCCUUGAAGGGAAAGAGCCAUCCUGCUGUGGUUUCAAGGCCUGAGUAAGAAAAAAUUGGUUCUGUCUGGUCAAGUGAAAUGAAAGUAUAUUUACAGCUCAAUUAUGUGAUUCCUAAACCACCAAACUCAAAUGCUCCAGGUGGAAUGUGUUUCUGAUCCUGAUUUCACAUCAGGUUCAGCAUUUCUGCUGAGCCUCAGUGCUGUGCUGAGCUGUAAGUGCUGUGUUAAGCAGUAGGAAACCAGCCCUCUGCUUUUUAGCCUUUGUACAGUAGAAAGUGAAAGCAAUGCUGCUCAGCAAUUUUUUAGUUGUCUUUGAAACAAAUUAACAACUUUGCAGUACUGUGUUUGCACAUCUCAAGCUGACGAUGAAAGUGGAUGCUUGCAAACUUUGUGUUGCCCUCCUCUUGAUCUCUGGUAACCCUGCAAUAAAAGGCUUUUUUGGCCAGCAUUGCUUUCACUUCAAAGAAGGGAAGAGACUUAGCUGUCUUGUAACAUAAACUGGUUUAAAUAAAACAAAAAAAAACCUGUUGGUCA